This is a messenger RNA of Fusarium musae, 567 nucleotides long. RefSeq lists its product as uncharacterized. The coding region runs from base 1 to 567 and encodes 188 amino acids. NCBI's taxonomy places the organism in Eukaryota, Fungi, Ascomycota, Sordariomycetes, Hypocreales, Nectriaceae. The record is from RefSeq and is a predicted model, not a curated record. The transcript has 2 exons.
AUGCUACCGCCUCCACCUCCACCGCCGCCGUCUUUUAGGGCCCCAGCAACUGACGCCAGCUCAACUCCACAAGCGCCAGUUGUUCCUGAGAGCGGUCCCGCCAGAGGCCUAUUGCUUGAGUUGAUCAAGCACAAUGGCGCACCGUUCAACGAUCACUGGGCAUACUUUGUCCGAUCCAGCUCGAGUUACUCUGUUGGUAUUGUCUAUGAAGCUGUUGGUGAUGUCCGCAGCGGAUUCCAACGCCAGACCCGGAGAAAUCAUGACCUGACCUCUGAUCCACCUUCGACUCGAAUCCUGCUCCAGUGGAUUGAUGCUACUUUUGUCAACGAAGAACUGAUGCUUCACGACCAAGGGUCGAUGCCUAUGUGCAUCUUUGAGGAGAGCCUGAAUAAGGUCAAAGUACCCAAGAAGACAUUGAAUGACACACGCGAAAGUGAAGCCCCGAAGAAAAGAAUUGCACAAAGGAACUGCCAGACAUGGAUCGUUGAGUCGGCGGAUCAGCUGGUUGCAGAUGGCAUUCUCUCCUCGGAUGUUGCUGCUUAUCUUCAUGCCACCAAGCAAGUCUAA